Molecule: messenger RNA, 2305 nt
Organism: Gymnodraco acuticeps
Lineage: Eukaryota; Metazoa; Chordata; Actinopteri; Perciformes; Bathydraconidae
Product: alpha-tectorin-like
Exons: 14
Coding region: 38-1906 (622 amino acids)
Source: RefSeq, a predicted model, not a curated record
AGACCUGAGUGGAUGCAGAGUCUCAGGUGGCGCUGUAAUGCCGGGUUCAGAGAUGCCCAACUUAGGGCCCAGCGCAGAGCCCUGCUCUGUUGAACUGUGUUCUCUGUCUGCAGUCCUCGCUAAUGUCACAGCAUGUGGGCCCGAGGAGGUUUGCCAAGCGGACAACACGUGCGCUAUUCCUCCGGUGGUGUGCACGGUGACGGGCUCCACGGUGAUUGGUUUCCACGGAGCAGUGCACUCUGUCCAGGAUCGCUGUGCCUACAGUCUGAUGGAGCCUGAAGGCAGCGCCAGCUUCAACCUCACGGCCGCCUUCAGGGAGCGCCGGCGUACAGAUGUUCCUCUUCUGGACCACCUGAUCCUGUCGCUGCCAGGUGUGACCAUGUAUCUGGAGCAAGGAGGAAGAGUUCGGGUUGGUGGUGAAGCCCUGGUGCUCAACAGCACAGCUCAGCUGAUGCACGGCGUGGAGCUCUCCAAGGACCAGACUGGAGUCACUGCUAAGUUCCCGUCCUCCAACAUGACUCUCUUUUUCGAUGGCAACAGCGCACAUGUGGCAGGACUUCCUGAAGCUGUAGAGGGUUUGUGUGGCAGCCCCUCCAACUCCAGCUGGACCACCAGCCUGACUGCCGAGAAGUCCUCUGUCAGCCUCCCUGGCUGUGAGAUUCAAUCCCAGGACUCAGUCGACAGCACCAUCAACUGCAACCGCUCCACCGACCACUGUAAUCUCAUGAGGCAGCCUCCCUUCUCCGCCUGUCACGAGCACACCGACCCAGAGCCGUACAUCAGCGCCUGCACACACACUCUGUGCAGUUACCCGUCAGUGGAUGGGGUCGACUGCCACUUUUUGGAGGCUUACGCCAAGGCCUGCAGCCUGAAAACCAAAGUCACCCUGGAGGACUGGAGGUCAACUUCUGGCUGCUGUAAGAUUCUCUAUUUCCAUUCGUACUGGAACUCGUGCAGUCAACAGCCCUGCAGUGAUCAUGAGUUCUGUGGAGAGGAGUUAGGUUCGACCCGCUGCUUCUGCAGGGCUCUGUUCGCAACCAAGUACAACGCCACCAAGUCUUUAGGCGAUCCCACGGUCUGCAGGCAGGACUCGGCCUCUGUGGUUCUGGCUGGAUGUCUGCUGGACGACAAAGGCAUCGACUUCUCCACCUUACACCUCAAAGACCCCAGCUGCAAGGGCCACAUGGACCCCCAGAGCCACCUGGUGACCUUCAGCUUCAAUAGCAGCGCCCCCUGCGGGACGGAGGUCAUGAGAAACAACAGCCAGAUCUUCUACGAGAACUCCAUCAUGUCCUUGAACAGCUCAUCAGGCGGAGUCAUCACCCGCAGCGACCAGUUCCAGAUCGACUUCUCCUGCAAGUACACACAGCCAGAGGUCAGGAGUGUGUCCUUCAGGAUCCAAGACAGCUCUGUGGUGCAGCAGCUUGUAUCUGGAGAGUGGAACUACACUCUGACGAUGAGCUCCUUCAGCGACGCCGGCCUCCUGCAGCUUGUCGGCCCGAACACGGAGAUCCUGCUGAACCAGACGGUCUGGCUGCAGCUGGAGGCGGUGGGGCUGGACGGCAACAUGGUCGCCAUGGUGACAGACUCCUGCUGGGCAACCAAUCAGGCAUCACCUGACAGUAAUCUGCAAUAUGACCUCAUCAUCACCGGAUGUCCGAACCCUGCUGAUGAUACGGUGCAGAUGCAGGGAAACGGACAGGGAACGUCCAGCGUGUUCUCCUUCAACAUGUUCGAGUUCUCUGGAGCAAGCAGUGAAAUCUACCUGCACUGCAAACUGGAGCUGUGCCCCACACAGGGCCAGGCCUGCACUCCGAGCUGUGGGGGGGCAGGUCGCAGGAGGCGCAGAUCUGCUAUAUACACUGAGGGGAACGCGGCCCUCAUCACUAUGGGAUGGAGAAACUGAAGAGCUUUGCAUGCUGAUUCCUGACGGUGGAAAUGAAGGUCCUGUUGCUGUGAAACUGAGCCGGCACAUUAUCUGAGAUUAUUCCUGAGGACUCCAGUUAUUCUGAGCUUUAACUUCUUUAUGAUGUGGGGGUAAUAAUCAAAAGGGGUUAUUUUACUAUGUGCACUGGUAUAUAAUUUCUUCUUUAAUAUACUGUCUGUUUUUAAAUGUGCACAGCCUGAAAGCUACCUGAGUGUUAAAGAAGGGAAACAGGAAGUGAAUGAGAACUGAAAUGAGGAUUACUACCCAGGAAGAGGAUUAGAUCAGAUGUAAUUCCUCAGAGCACGCUGUUGUACUUUUAUUAUGAUUUUAUUACCAAUGGAACCGAAAACAAUUAAUAAAGUGAGUGGGAAAAAUAUA